AUGAAAUCGACAUACUCCCUCUUCAUCCUUUCCCUGAUUGCCCUGGUGGCAGCCACCCCGGUUCCCGUCAAGCGUAGCCCAAACCCCAAUCCCCCAUACCCCUUGAGCCCGGAGGACACCGCCGAAGGCGCAGCAAGCCCCACCAUCCCAGCCGCCGGCGGAGUAGCCAACCCCACCAUCCCACUCCCAGAGGGCGCAGCGAGCCCGAGCACCCCCGCUGCCGCGGGUACUGGCAUCGCGGCCCCAACAGGCACUGGUGUUGCAGCGGCUCCUUCAGCGGGCUGUGUCAUUCCGAUCGACGCUUUCGAACUGGAAGGGGAGGAGGGGGCGUCACUGGCCUCUGAUCUUGCCUACCUGCUACGCGAGAAAGCACUCGAUGUCAAGGACGCCGUAGCAGGCUUGCUGACGCGCAGACAUGGAGAGCCUGGUGGUGAUGGUGGCGAUGGCGGCGAUGGUGGUGGCAACGGUGGUGACGGUGGUCUAGCGGGCCUUAGGGGCGGAAGAGGAAGAGGCCAGGCUGCUGAAGCCGCCGGUCCUGGAAACGGCGAGGACGGAGGUGCUGAAGAAGACGGCGCUGGCGCCGGAAGAGGGAGGGGUAGGCCUGGUCAGGGCCGCGGCAGAGGCAGGGGCAACGGCAAUGGAGCGGGCAACGACGGGGGCAACGGUCAGGAAGAGGGCCAGAUAGGUGGUCAGGAAGGUGAUCAGGAAGAUGAUCGGGGCAACGGUCGGGGCAACGGUCAAGGCAACGGUCAAGGCAACGGGCAGGGCAACGAGCAGGGCAAUGGUCGAGGAAAUGGCCGAGGCGAUGGUCAAGGGAACGGCCAAAAUAACGGCGACGAGGGUGGCGAGGGCAAUGGCGAGGGCAAUGGUCAAGAACGUGGCGGUGGUCGCGAAGGACAGCCGGAAGAGAACGCCGCUUGUCCUGCCACACUCCGACGAGUCCGACGUGCGCGGAGGAGUUUCAGUCACCGGUAG
Coniosporium apollinis CBS 100218 is the source of this 975-nucleotide messenger RNA. RefSeq lists its product as uncharacterized. The coding region runs from base 1 to 975 and encodes 324 amino acids. The transcript is spliced from 3 exons. The record is from RefSeq and is a predicted model, not a curated record. Lineage: Eukaryota; Fungi; Ascomycota; Dothideomycetes.